Messenger RNA from Juglans regia (Persian walnut), 1696 nucleotides. Its product is annotated as protein DOG1-like 3. The transcript has a single exon. Gene Ontology annotation, biological process: DNA-templated transcription. The record is from RefSeq and is a predicted model, not a curated record. Gene Ontology annotation, molecular function: sequence-specific DNA binding. Lineage: Eukaryota; Viridiplantae; Streptophyta; Magnoliopsida; Fagales; Juglandaceae. The coding region runs from base 485 to 1441 and encodes 318 amino acids.
AUAUUUACUCUACAUUGUUAUAGCAUCAUCAUAUAAAUCAAUCCAGCUCAACUCAACCUAAUGAAUUUCUGUUUGCCUUGGAAGGAAGACAAAAGCAGUAGGCAUUGAGUGUGAGUUUGACAAAAAUUUGUGAAGAGUACAGUACAGACUCCUGCAUAUAUCUUUAUAUGACCAUCUACUGGUCCUAAGUUCAAAGUUUCAGAGAAAACGACAAGUACUGAUGACGCCGAAGUAAGCCAUUUCGGCAGUACCUUGUGUUUCCGCUUUAUAUUCUCAUGCUUAGCCGACGUGUCCCGUUUGAGAACCUUGUGUUUUUAGGGUUCAUUGACAUAGAAAAUCUGAAAACUCGCGUCGAUCGGUUGAGUAUUGAAAGUGGAUACCUGUAAACCGACAUUAAUGAAGGCCGCCCAUUGUUUUUGGGAUGACUGUCGUCAUUGUUUUAAAGGGUGCUCGAUCUUUAUCCCUGUAAACCUCAUCACCCACCAUGUCCUUUCUUCCAAACGUUGCAUCAAGUUCCCUGAAGACCGCCACACCCAUCAUGUCCUUACAGCUCUCUAACGGUGGCAACGACGUAGCAUCGGCCAUUGGUAAUGGCAGCAGUACUUCUGAGUCCGAGCUCCUGAGCUUCCAGAGGUUUUUCGAGCACUGGAUCGUGGAGCAGAACAAAAACCUCCAGGACCUCAUAUCUGCAUCCAAACACCACGAACAAGCUAACGCCAGUAACAUGGCUGCAAAAUCAAAGGAUCGAGCUGAUCGUGAUGAGGUUCGGAUCAUAGACAAGCCCCACUUUUGCCCGCUCAUCGACCGGGUCAUUCAGCAUUACGAGCAAUACUAUCAGGCCAAGUCAAGGUGCGCCAAGCACGAUGCGAUAGGUGUGCUGAGAGCCCCAUGGACAAGCGCACUCGAGAACGCGUUCAUGUGGAUAGGAGGGUGGCGACCCAGCAUGGCUUUUCAUUUGCUCUACUCCAAGUCCGGACAGCAAGCCGAGGAGAAACUAGCCAGUUUUGUUCAAGGGAUGAAUAGUCGUGGCGAUUUGGGGGAUCUCUCGCCGAGUCAACUGAGCAAGGUCGACGAGUUGCAGAGGAGAACCAUUAGGGAGGAGAGAGAAAUCACGGAGAAGAUGGCGAAGCACCAGGAAACGGUAGCGGACUCGGCAAUGGUUGAGUUGUCACAUGCGGUGACGGAGUUGAUAAGGAGCGAGGGGGAAGGCAGGAGGAGUGGUGGGAUUGAGAAGGAGCGAGUCGAGUCGGUUCUGGCGUUGAAGGAGGAGGGCUUGGAGAAGAUCUUGCAGAGAGCAGAUGAUCUACGGUUGAGAACGCUAAAGGCGAUUCUCGAUGUUUUUACUCCAAUCCAGGCCGUCCAUUUCUUGAUUGCAGCUGCUGAGUUGCACCUGAGAUUACAUGACUGGGGCAUGAAGAAGGAUGGCACUGCCGGCCAUUGAUCCCAUCCCACUUUGGGAAUUAACAAAAUGUUUUUUUAUUUUUGGUCCUUUUUUUUAUUUUUUAUUUACCCUUUUUCGAGUAGAAAAUUAGUUGUCGUGUGAGAGUAUUGGUUUAGAUAAGUUUUAGGUAUAAUUUGGGUAAUUGAACACUUUUUUUUAGGUUUUAGCUAAAUUUGAAUUCCAUAUUAGAUUAGUUAAUCUCUUUCUCUUUACUAAUGUAAUAUUAUUAUUAUUUAUUUAUUUAUUUGCUUUUUU